UGGUCCACUCCCAAUAUUAAUUAUAUCUCUCCUCUUCUCCAUUUUUAUGUCUUUUCUUACUGUCACAAAAACAAUAACCCUAAUUUUUAGCUAGACAAACACAAACAGUUGUUCUACCAAAAGUCAGAGAAAAAACAAAAAAAAUUCUAACACAUAAAUGUCUUCAUAUCAAGGUUUCCCAUAACCUUGACAUAUAUCAACCAUAUUUCCUGCUAGCUUGGCCUGUUACACUAAUUAGACAAUUAUCCAAGAUACUAUAUGAUUUUAGUAUUUUCCAUAUUAAGAGAGAGAAAGAGAGAAAAAAAAAACGCCAAAGUAUAGUACUCCUACCCACCUGAUAAGCAGGAAGACUUUGUAACUGAUCCUAUCAUAUAUUUGCUUGUCACCCUACUACUACAUAGAAAAGAGGAGCAAAAAACGAAACAAAAGGAAGAAGAUCAUAUUGAUUAAGUGGUGAAUUUAGCUAGCUAGUGUUUUUUUUAUUGCUAGCUGAGAAGAUCUAAAAGGUGAUCUAGCUAGUUUGAGGUAUUUGAAUUAUAUAUUGAGUAUUUAGGUUGAUUUGGUGAGAAGAGAUGGCGAAUCCAUGGUGGACAGGACAAGUAGGUUUGCAGGGUUUGGAGUCAACUUCAUCUGGGAUGAAAGUGAAGCCAGAUCUAGGUAUAUCUAUGGGAGCUGAUCAUUACCACCACCAGCAGGUGGAGGAUGAUGAAGAGGAGAGAGAAAACAGCGAUGAGCCGAAAGAAGGGGCGGUGGAGGCACCGUCUAGACGGCCUAGGGGCCGUCCACCAGGGUCGAAAAAUAAGCCAAAGCCACCAAUAUUUGUGACUAGGGAUAGUCCAAACGCGCUGCGUUCUCAUGUUAUGGAGGUGGCAGGCGGAGCUGAUGUUGCGGAUAGCAUCGCCAACUUCGCCCGUAGACGCCAGCGAGGCGUCUGCGUGAUUUCAGCUGCAGGCGCAGUAACUGGCGUCACUAUACGCCAGCCCUCGGCGGGGCCAGGUGGGGCAACUGUAGUAGCCCUACAUGGCCGGUUUGAGAUCUUGUCUCUUACGGGAGCUUUUCUCCCCGGGCCGGCCCCACCUGGCUCCACUGGGCUUACCGUCUACUUGGCUGGGGGACAAGGCCAGGUAGUCGGUGGAAGCGUAGUAGGGCCGCUUAUUGCAGCUGGCCCUGUUAUGGUUAUUGCCGCUACUUUCUCCAACGCUACCUACGAGCGGCUACCGUUGGAGGAUCAGGAAGAUGAGCAACCAGGGCAAGUUGGUGGCGCGUCUGGAUCACCUCCAGGACAUCAACAACAACAACAACAACAACAACAACAACAACAACAACAACAACAGCAGCAACAUAGUAUGGGUGGAGAUCCUUCUUCUGCCCUAGGAAUGUAUAAUUUACCCCCUAAUUUACUCCCAAAUGGUGGAGGAAGUAGUGGUGGUGGUGGUGGAGGUCAAAUUAGUCAUGAAGCUUAUGGUUGGAAUCAUGGUGGUCGCCCUCCUUUCUAACAAGAACAAGAAUAAAAAUGAUCAAAAGAUGGAUUAAUUUUCAGGUAAAUUAGUCAUCUUAAUGAUCCUAUACUAUAUGAUGCACUACUUGUAUUUUGUUGGUGUUAAUUUGUAGUUGAGAGAAAGAGAAGAGAGGUUCUAGAUAUGAUAAAUGAUGGGUUUUUUCUUGUAAAUUUUAAUGUUUCUCUCUAUCUAGUCUAGGGUUCAGCUUUACAUGUACUGAUCUCACAAAACAAAAAACAUGUCUUUUUAUUUUUGUGUAUGAAAACUCGCAACUCUUUUGAAUAACAAUUUGACUGAUGAAAAGAGUUGAAUGAAGUAGAGAGAGAAUCCUUCAUAGAUAGGAGCAAUAUUAGCGUGGGAGUGCUCAAAAUUCUUAAAUGCUUGUCUUCUUGUUUUUUCAUUAUUUGCUGGUUUAAUUUGAAAAUUUUCCUGAAAAUCUGUAACUUUGAUACUCAUAAAAAUUAUUGUUAAUUCUUCUGCACUUA
Messenger RNA from Beta vulgaris subsp. vulgaris (sugar beet), 1984 nucleotides. Its product is annotated as AT-hook motif nuclear-localized protein 19. The coding region runs from base 573 to 1496 and encodes 307 amino acids. The transcript has a single exon. Gene Ontology annotation, molecular function: DNA-binding transcription factor activity; minor groove of adenine-thymine-rich DNA binding. The record is from RefSeq and is a predicted model, not a curated record. Lineage: Eukaryota; Viridiplantae; Streptophyta; Magnoliopsida; Caryophyllales; Amaranthaceae. Gene Ontology annotation, cellular component: nucleus.